Dacryopinax primogenitus is the source of this 3030-nucleotide messenger RNA. RefSeq lists its product as uncharacterized. NCBI's taxonomy places the organism in Eukaryota, Fungi, Basidiomycota, Dacrymycetes, Dacrymycetales, Dacrymycetaceae. The record is from RefSeq and is a predicted model, not a curated record. The coding region runs from base 1 to 3030 and encodes 1009 amino acids. The transcript is spliced from 5 exons.
AUGAGCUACUUCACCAAGGUCUUUCGUUCGACACCGAAAGCCGAGCAGAAAGACUCAAACGCAGAUGUCGCGUCGUUCACACAUUCUUGGGAGCACAUCAGGGACACACUUCAACGGCCGGAUGAAAGACAACUUACAAGAGGCAUUGGAUUUACGGACAUACCAAAUGAAUUGAGACAGCUCGUAAAUCAACUUGUGUUGGAGUCUACCCCAGAUGCGGACACUACUGGUCCAUGCCUGGAAUAUACGCUCAAGCACGAUGUCUUGAAUACCUUGGUUCGCCUGAGUUCCAAUGACCUUCCAUUUGGAAUCAAAACCGAAGUGGUCAGAGCCAUGUUGAAUUUGGUUGUCUUGAUGGAUGAGCACUUUCUUGUCCAUUCUACCGUCCAUAAGGCGGUUCUUCGGUUGUUGAGGAGUUGUGUGAGGGAUGAGUCUCGGAGCUUUGACGGAGGCACGAAGGCGAGGGGCGCCGCUGGGGCUUCGCGGGGCCGACCAAGCGACUACGAAGAAGAUCUCGUCGAUCUCAUGUGCGCUCUGUGUUCGAGAAUUCGGCUCUAUCCCCAACUCCUGCUUAUAUUCUUCCACGACAAGAACGUGUACCACGAUUUGGAGGAAGAUGAAAUAGUUCAGGCUGACGUCAACGAUGAGGAUGACGCGGCUGAGCUUUCGUUCGCCUCUAUAACAUCAACUGCUCUUGAGAUAGCCCAGCGUUCAAUAUCACCUACACCUUCCGCGACAACAAUCACGUCUGCGCCUACAGCAUCCUCCUUCUAUCGAAGACCAGAAUACGAGUUCUUGGCCUACAAUUAUCUCCUACGAUUCAUUCAUCGGGAAGGGAAGAUCGGAGAUAACGCUCGAACCGGGCUUCUGUUCUUAAUGGACGUUGCCAUGUCCGCCUCAGAGUUGUCACCUCACAAACCUGGAGCGUCUCCACCUACGAGUGAUCCGCUGUCGGAAGCUUCACUAACCUUUGCUGAAUACAUUCUUGAAAGCGAUUUUCCGGAUGUUCUUGCGGCCGCCUUGGGCGCGGUCUACUCUCUCUUACCCUCCAAGCUCAUUGUUCGGAAGGAAGGCUCACGCGGCAAAGAGCCGAACGGCACUAUGGUGCUGGGCGGGAUGAAAUCAAACGAGGACGAGAGCGACAUUGACGAGGAGCUGGAGCGAGCCAGGGCGUUUGGAAUGGAUGUAUCCACUAGUCCCGAAUUCAAAGCCCGGCUAGUGCACUUUAUCAAAAUGAUCGACUUUAUUCAAGAAGUCGUCAUACGAGAGACAACGCCGUCUGACAACCUGGACAACUCAGCAUCAACCACUAUUGGCAGGUCAAUAGCCAAGUCGAUCCUCAAAUUCUUGCGAUCAUCAUUUCUGGAGAACGUCUUGUAUCCUUCCAUACUCGAAUGCUCUGAUGAAGAUGGAAGUGCUGUGGCGGUCAUCACUUACCUCGAAGCGAUUCUCAGUACAGUGAAGGAUGACCAGAUGUCUGAGGUCAUCAUCAACUUCUUGACUAGCGAUGAUGGAGAGGAGCCGGCCAAGGAGCCAUCCCACCUCAAGAAACAGAAGAAUAGGUCUCGAAAAUCGAAACAGAAAUCGAGACAGAGUACCGCUCUCACCUUAUUGCAGCUAGAGACCGGCAACAGGAGGAAGUCAACAUAUUACAACUCGCUGGGACGAUUUACCGUGAAAGACCUUCUGUUGUCCAAUCUCGAAAGCAAGUCACAGCCAACCGCAAGUGCUGCGUUAAAGCUGCUCAAUACCCUUCUCACUCAGCACGGACUACUUGCACUCCCUCGGAUCUUCACAUUGCUCCCCGAGACUAAUCUUUAUCUGAAUGGGCAUGCAUUGGAUGAAGACGAGUUGAAGACGCCCAGACCAGGAUUCCUCUCUCCGGAGGAUGAUUUCUUCUCCACCGCGUACUCACCAAGGGCGAACGCAAGCAAAUCUGAAGACGAUCUGAUGGCGCUGCGGCAUGUUCCACUCGAAAUCGACGAUGCGGACUCGUGGCGGCACUUGGUAGCUCGCAUUGACCCCAAGUUCGCCGCGGAGGCUCAGCGAGGUGGGAACACCCAAUACCUCCAAGAUGCGCAGGAUUGGCUCGAAACGCAGUUGCUAUGGAGCAAUCCGCUGCUGGAUUCUGAAGCUGAUACAGAGCAGAUCCUGUCGCUUCCGGACAGGAAAUAUCGCCUUUCACCUACAGAUCCUCUCCUAGCGCAGUUGCUCAACGUGACUCAAAGAUUCUUCUCCCAUUCGCCUGAUAUGAAUCUGUCUCUCACUGGAGUCAUUCACGCCAUCGCUUGUAGCCCUCAGCUAUCCCUAGCCGACUGGAUCACGCACAGCGUCACAUCCCACGGGUCGACGCAGCCAGCAAUGUACACCUGCCUCUCGAGCCUGACCGCCCAGCUGCCUAAGUAUCGCCAUCAAGCACCAAAGUUUGAUCAGUAUCUCGAGCAAAGACGGCGCGGUCUCCUCUCCUCAGCUCAACAAGAUAGCGAUACGCUUGACACUCCUGUCAAGCACCCAACAUCAUCCUCCCAAUCCGCUCCGGUGUCGGAACAUUCGGGCCCAGUCACACCCGCAAAGAAACCUCACCGCUACGCGGGCUUCGUUGCAUACUUCUCUCCUUCCCGUGCCCGAGCUGCCUCUGCCGAAGCUGAACACACUCCCCCGCACUCGAGGCAUGACUCGCGAGAAAGCCCUCCCAGCCCGCUGGAACGACAUUAUCGCGAGACGCGUGCGGUACAUCUAACCCCUUUGAAGGGCGCAUUGCCGUCCGCAGGCCCGUGGUCCCCCGCUCAAAGAAAACGACAGCAAGUGACUUCCCCGGACGAGAGGGACGAGCCGGAGGGCGGUGCGGCCGCUUGGGGCGGAGAGGACGAACCUGUGAGCAGGCCGAAGACGCCCGAACAGCGAGAGGAGAAGGAGGUCGAGACCACGACCCUCUCCGAGCUACUGGACAACGUGGUCGUGUUAGAGGAAGGGCUGAAAGAGAUCUCGGCUGUGGUACAAAUGAGGAGAGUUAUAGGGAUUGAUGACUGA